CUCCUCAGUCCAGUCACUCAACUCUCGGACACCACAGUCUUUUCUUCGCUCCUUUUCUCAUUUUGACCCCCUUCCCUCUCUUUCUCUCUCUUUUUUAAUUGCAAUGAUUAAUAUUAAUUAAUUUAAAUUUAUAGUUUAAUCCUUUAGCUGAAGCAAACACAUUCUUUAACUUAAUUAAACUCACAUUAAUCAUAUUUAAUUAACUGCAAUAUAAGUGCUACACUUUCUCUCUCUCAGUAUUUUGUCAGUUUCUAGGAGUGAAAAUCCAAUGGCGAAAGACCUGCUGCAACUUCCUCAGUUGACGAUGCUGAUUCUUCUUCUUCUUCUUCCUUUUCUUCCUCUCCGACUGCUUCUGCAACGGUGUCGUUUUCCAGCUCUUUCAUCCAUCUUCCUAUCUCUUACCUCACUCGCAUUGUGAUCUCUUUCCUUUCGAUCCAACUUACUUCCCUCUCUCUCUCUUAAUUCAGAAAAAACAAAAGACUAUUAAAUACAUUAGAUGGAGCAAUACGACGUGCUGGAGCAAAUUGGGAAAGGGGCUUUUGGUUCUGCCCUUCUUGUUAGGCAUAAGCACGAAAAGAAGAAGUAUGUGCUGAAAAAGAUUCGCCUUGCUCGCCAGACUGAAAGGUCUCGAAGAUCUGCUCAUCAAGAGAUGGAGCUCAUAUCUAAAUUGCGAAAUCCAUUCAUUGUAGAGUACAAAGAUUCGUGGGUAGAAAAGGGUUGCUAUGUAUGCAUUAUUAUAGGCUACUGUGAAGGAGGAGACAUGGCAGAAGCUAUUAAGAAGACCAACGGAAUACUUUUUCCUGAAGAGAAGCUCUGUAAGUGGUUAGUUCAACUCCUCAUGGCAGUUGACUACUUGCACGUUAACCAUAUUCUUCAUCGUGAUGUUAAGUGUUCUAAUAUAUUCUUGACAAAAAAUCAAGAUAUUCGUCUCGGUGAUUUUGGACUUGCCAAAAUAUUGACCUCCGAUGACCUUGCCUUGUCUGUUGUGGGAACACCCAGCUAUAUGUGUCCUGAGCUUCUUGCUGACAUACCUUAUGGUUCUAAGUCAGAUAUUUGGUCUCUAGGAUGCUGUAUAUAUGAAAUGGCUGGUCUAAAACCAGCAUUUAAAGCAUUUGAUAUUCAAGCUCUGAUUAACAAAAUUAACAAGUCAAUAGUAGCUCCCCUUCCAACAAAGUACUCGAGUGAAUUUCGAGGUCUUGUCAAAAGUAUGCUGCGGAAAAAUCCUGAAUUUAGGCCAAGUGCUGCAGAGUUGCUUGGUCAUCCACAUCUUCAGCCUUACGUUCUCAAUGUUCAUCUUAAACUUAACAAUCCCAGGCGUAGUAGUUUAUCUGUACAGAGACCUCAGUCCAACUACUCAAGAAAAACAAGAUUUUCGGAGCCAGAAAUUCAUUACCCCAAUUUUCAAGAGAAGCGGCAUUCAUUUAGCAAUGAUAGGACACUGAAUCCCAGUAUAUCUGGAGAACUAUCUUUUGCAGACUCUCAUAAAGAGGUUGCCACUCCCAUUAAGAGGACAAUCACCUCCAAAACAUCAAAUACAGCAAGGACUUCAAGGUUUACGUCGUCAUCAAAAGCAUCUGCCACCCCCAAGAGAUGGAUGGAGCCCCUUAAGCGUGUUUCGGUUUCACAUACUCAAAAGAAAACAGUGUCAACCACUCGCCGUGCUUCAUUGCCAUUGUCAACCAAAGCUAGAGGUCAACCAUCUGAUACCAGGUCCAGUGCAGGCAUCCUCCAUCAUAUAGAAUCUCCUGAUGUUUCUGUUAAUUCUCCUAGAAUUGAUAGGAUAGCUGAAUUCCCGUUAGCCUCAUAUGAUUUUGGUGAUCACUCGAUCACAAAAGACAAAUGCACAGUUCAGAUCUCUGACAGAACAAAGGCCAGUUAUGCUGAUGCAUGGCAAGGAAUUCAACGCAGCAUCUUUAAGACAGAAAGGGAAGAAUUAAGUGAUGCAGGAUCUGAUUUAAAUGCUACUGCUGGAGCAUCAAGUCGCACCUCAUCAGACUUAAGGCGCCAUCGGUUUGAUACUCGAUCAUUCCAGCAAAGGGCUGAAGCUUUGGAAGGGUUACUUGAAUUCAGUGCAAGAUUGCUCUGCCAGGCAAGGUAUGAAGAGCUGGAGGUUUUAUUGAAACCAUUCGGACCUGGAAAGGUCUCCCCAAGGGAAACUGCAAUUUGGUUGACGAAAAGCAUUAAGCAAAAUACAACCAAGCAGGAGGUUUGAUACCAAUAUUCCUUCUGCCAUAUGUACCAUAAUCGUAAUCGCAGCAAUCUAGACUAUUGGUAAGCCUUUUAGUUUAGCAAACUUUUUUCUUUUGUUAAACAGGAAUUAGCCACUUAGAUUUCUAGUUAUAAUUACUGAGAUCUGAAUCAGAUAUUGUAGUUACUGAUUCAAAUUCUUAUAGUUUGUCAAAUGGGACAACCAAGUAGAAGUUCUAGAAAUUGUAUCUAUACGUUUGAACUCCGCAAUUUUGCUUGCACUUUAGCUGAAUUAUAUUCAGUGGAGAUGUAAUCAUGUAGUAUUGCUCUCCUUCCUUUCUUUUCUAUUGAGUUUUCAGUUUCGGGAA
This is a messenger RNA of Cannabis sativa, 2555 nucleotides long. RefSeq names its product serine/threonine-protein kinase Nek1. Gene Ontology annotation, biological process: protein phosphorylation. NCBI's taxonomy places the organism in Eukaryota, Viridiplantae, Streptophyta, Magnoliopsida, Rosales, Cannabaceae. Gene Ontology annotation, molecular function: ATP binding; protein kinase activity. The record is from RefSeq and is a predicted model, not a curated record. The coding region runs from base 497 to 2212 and encodes 571 amino acids. The transcript has 16 exons.